AUGGAGCCCGAAAUCAGCAAACUUCACACCACCAAAGAGCUGGCACAAUCUUCGUCUCAGAUGGCCUCCAACAAAGACUUCAACCCCAACAGGGACCUCGUUUACUUACAAGUAACCUACUCCAAGAAGAAAGAUCUAAUCGGGCCCUACUUGAUCACCGACCACGGUCUUGACGCAGCACGGAAGCGUCUUCUCAACCUUUGCAAACUAAACAUCGAAGGAAUGAACGAUAUCCUACUUGCAAAGAUCGGAGAUGAGAUAAACCAGUCGGGCUUCAACUUCCAAGCUCUCAAAAAGCGCCGGAGUAUAGCGGGCGAUCAAAACCGCGAGGUUCUUGGUGUCAGCAGCUUGUUGUCGUCCAGCUCUGAAGUUGUGGAAAAGAUCCGCGAAUGUGAAGAAAAGGAGAGUAACCGGUUCUAUAUACCGUUUACUCGUGCAGCAUGCGCAAAGAACAUUUGA
This is a messenger RNA of Alternaria novae-zelandiae, 459 nucleotides long. RefSeq lists its product as uncharacterized. NCBI's taxonomy places the organism in Eukaryota, Fungi, Ascomycota, Dothideomycetes, Pleosporales, Pleosporaceae. The record is from RefSeq and is a predicted model, not a curated record. Bases 1 to 459 code for a protein of 152 amino acids. The transcript has 2 exons.